This is a messenger RNA of Gryllus bimaculatus (two-spotted cricket), 3591 nucleotides long. NCBI's taxonomy places the organism in Eukaryota, Metazoa, Arthropoda, Insecta, Orthoptera, Gryllidae. The record is from the annotation of a GenBank genome assembly.
AUGGACGGCGUGGGCGUGAUAUCGGCAUGUAGCCGCGGCGGCGGCGCGCAACACCAAACCCCUCAGCGCGGCCAGGCUCACGCUGUCCAUCCACGACCACCGCCGCCAUCUCGAGGACCGCCACCACCUCCACUACCACCUUCGCCAUCCACGAGCACUGUCGCCAUCACGACCACUACCGCGACCACGACGACCGCCGCCGCUAAUGCUGCCAACACCACCAACGUAACUAUUCUCAUCACGGUCACCAGGGUUAACACCACCGCCAUCGUCUCCAGCGUCUCCAGCGACGAGCAAGCCGGAGCAGUUGUCUCGUGGAAAGACACUGAAGCAAUAGACUCUAUUCAAGUUUCAUUUGCCAACGCAGCGAUGGCUCUCAAGGAGGAAGAGACUGACGAGAUGCAAAAGCUGGUGGCUGAACAAAAAUAUGUAGACAAAGACUUUCCUCUCCCUGAUGAACACUGUUUGCGGCCUCACGAACUCGUGGGAAAACCCAAGAUGUUUGUGGACGGUCCGAGCCAUAUGGAUAUAAUACAGGAGAACUUGGGAGACUGCUGGUUUUUGGCUGCCGCUAGUGUGGUCGCACAGCAUCCAGAACUCAUUCAUCAGGUGAUACCAGUAGAUCAACCUCUCUACGGCAAAGAUUACAAAGGAAUUCUGAUAUUUCGCUUCUGGAACGUGGGGAAGUGGACACGAGUCUACAUCGAUGAUAGACUUUCUGUCACAAAGAAUAAGCACCUAGUUUAUGGAAAAUGCACCAGGAAAAAUGAGUUUUGGCUGCCACUUUUAGAGAAAGCUUUCGCCAAAUUUCAUGGAGGUUACCCCAGAAUCCAGGGCGGGUUUUGUGAUGAGGCGUUCCUAUGUCUAACGGGUUAUAUCUGCCAACGAUUCUUCCUGAAAUCCGCAGUGAAGGAAAAGGAGUUGUUUGGUACAUUUACGAGGGAGAUACAAAACAAUUCUCUAAUCGCAGUUGGUGCUCCGGAGGGCGACUGGAAGCAAGGCAUCCCGGGCCGCCACGCGUACUCUGUGACAGGCGUGUACACGGUGCGCGCGGGAGACAACAUCGUGCGACUGGUGCGCGUGCGCAACCCGUGGGGAGCCAGUGCCUACACUGUGGAGUGGAAGGGCGCAUUCAGCGACAAUGACCCGAAAUGGACUGGUGUAGAUAAAGAAACAAGAAAGAAACUCGAGUAUCUAAAAAGUCAAGAUGGGCAGUUCUUCAUGAGAAUGUCUAAUUUCCUUAAGCACUUUCCUAGGAUUUGGUUUGCAUCUCCAUUCCCCGACUUUGGGGACAACUAUCAAACAACUUCUUUACAGGCAAGUUGUCAACAGAAAGGGAAGAGCGAGCAAAAGAAUGAUAUGGCUCCAUUAUACGAUGUCGUUAUUGAAGUAGUUCAAGAACAAAAUCGAAAAGAGUUUGGCAAACAGCUGUACGAAAUUUGUAUACUUGUAAUGAAGGUGGGAGGAAAGUUUCCAAGAAAAUUUACUGCCGAGACUAUGGAAGAUUUUCAAGAGUGCGAAGGAUCCAAAAUACCAGAACGAUCUGCCAGUGUAACCACCAAAUUGAAACUUGAACCAGGCAAUUAUCUCUUAAUCCCAGGAGUGAUGCAAACAUUUAUAAGUCGACAAUUCCUAAUGCACGCUGAAGCAGUAGGCUACAUUCAAGUCACUUUUGCCAACGCAGCUAUGCCUCUCAAGGAGGAGGAGACAGAGGAGAUGCAAGCGCUGGUGGCUGAACAAAAAUAUAUGGACGAAGACUUUCCUCCGCCUGAAGAACGUUGGAUGCGGCCCCACGAACUGGUGGAAAACCCCAAGAUGUUUGUUGACGGCCCGAGCCAUAUGGAUAUAAUACAGGAGAACUUGGGAGAUUGCUGGUUUUUGGCUGUUGCGACAGUGGUCGCACAACAUCCAGAUCUCAUUUAUCAGUUGGUGCUCCGUGAUCCAAAAUGGACUGGUGUAGAUAAAGAAACAAGACAGAAACUCGAGUAUCUAAAGAGUCAAGAUGGGCAGUUCUUCAUGAGAAUGUCCAAUUUUCUGAAGCACUUUCCUAUGAUUUGGUUUGCAUCUCCAUUCCCCGACUUCGGGGACAACUAUCAAACAACUCCUCUACAGGCAAGUGUUCAAAGGAAAUGGAAUUCGCUCACGUACCUCAUUUCGAGCUCUUGGGACGCAGACAUUAGUACGGAAGAUGAUUUUGGAAGGGAAGUUUUUCUGAAGAGUCCCCAGUAUUCCCUUACUGUUGGAGAAAGCGUUCAACAGAAAGUAAAUAGUGAGGAAGAGAACGAAAUUGCUCCAACAUACGAUGUAGUUAUCGAAGUAGUUCAAGAACAGAGUCGUAAAGAGUUUGGCCAUCAGCAGUAUGGAAUUUGUAUACUAGUAAUGAAGGUGGGAGGAAAGUUCCCAAGAAAAUUUACUGCUGAGACUAUGGACGAUUUCCAAUUUUUCAAAGGAUCUGAAGAACCAGAAAGGUCUUCUAGUGUAACUUCCAAAUUGAAACUUGACUCUGGCGAUUAUCUGUUAAUUCCAGCAGUGAUGCAAACAUUUAAGAGUCGUCAUUUCCUUAUGCGUAUUUACAGCCGAAAACCAAUAAAGGUUGCAGCUAUUGAAAGACAAUAAAUUUUGCAGUUUUCCCAAUAUAUUCAAGGCGUUUCUGAAUACAACAUGUCACACAGAGAGAAAUCAAUAAUGAAAAUAUUUUCCAAUAUCAAAUUUCCUAGAGUCAGGACAAAACACAAGUACAAGAAUCUUUAUCAAAUAUCAUUAGUAAUUAACUGGCAUGUAUACCUCUUUAAAAUAAUUAAGAAAAAUAUUAACAGGAUUCUAUUGAAUAAAUAAAUAACAAACAAUCGGGAUCACUAAGGUUACAUCUUCUUUAAGUGAUAAUAAAAAUAAUUAUUAAUUAACCAAUUAAUUUAAUGACAAACUGUAAAACAAAUUUCAAAUAAAUGUUAAAAAUCCAAAAACCAUUAUUUUAUUGAUCUUACAUUUAGUUUAAAUACCAAGCUAAAAUACGAAAUUACGACUUCAACGUAUUGUCUCAACGCUAAUAUUUUAAAUGAUGAAAUAAAUGUUGUAAAAAUAUAAAAGCUAAUAAAACAUACUUUGAAAGUUCUAACUUUAUGUACGAAAAUAUUCUUAAUAAAGUGCAUGCAAACAAUAUUUACAUGUUAUUUUUUCUCUGUUUUCCCAAUUUAUUGUUGGUUCAUUAUUGGUUUUAUACAAAGGAAAUAUUUUCCAGAAAACCAUGGUAUGUGGCAGAAUACUAGCAGAUUUCUCUACAAAUGAAAAUAUAUCCAAAUGACGUAUUCUUAGAAUACGCUACAUAUUCUAAAACACUAGUGGAAAGCCCAAUACGUCACGAAACGUCACGUUUUGGUUAAUUGAUGAAAUGAUUAAUUUGUACAGUGGAAUCUUCUGGAAUAAGUUCAAUUUUUAAGUAUUUAUUGCUUUAAAUGAUUAAUAAGAAAACUAAAGGCAAAAAAUAGAGUUUUCUUACCCACCAGAUUAAUAAAAAGGAUGCCAAUUGAUAUUGAAAACUAUUUUCCAUACAAAAAUAUAAUAAUAACUGAGAUGUUCAUGAAAUAAAUUCUU